Molecule: messenger RNA, 2382 nt
Organism: Diaporthe amygdali
Lineage: Eukaryota; Fungi; Ascomycota; Sordariomycetes; Diaporthales; Diaporthaceae
Product: meiotically up-regulated 72 protein
Exons: 5
Coding region: 1-2382 (793 amino acids)
Cellular component (GO): cytoplasm
Molecular function (GO): oxidoreductase activity
Source: RefSeq, a predicted model, not a curated record
AUGGCUCCCGCAACGCCCCGUCUCAAGAUAUUAUCAGUGGGUGGAAACGCCGUCUCUGCUUUCCUGUCCUGGAGGUUACAGGCAACCAAUGCCUGCGAUGUCACCCUCGUCUGGAAGUCUGGCUACGAGCACGUAGCUCAGUAUGGCAUCACUUUCAAGUCACAAGUAUUCGGCAAUGAACGGUUCAAACCACGUCGAGUGGUCAGAUCACCCGAAGAAGCCGUCAACACCAAAGAAGGACACUUCGACUACGUCGUUCUUUGCGUGAAAGCACUCCCUGAUGUAUAUGACCUCGCCUCAGUGAUCGACUCAGUUGUUGUCCCACAGCACACGUGUAUUCUGGUGAAUACCACCAAUGCGAUAGGCGUUGAGGCUGCUAUCGAGGAGCGAUACCCCACAAAUGUUGUUCUUUCCCUGGUCGCAGGUGCAGAUCUCACACAACUUGGUCAGAGCGAGUUUGAGCACAAAGGGUCGACGGAACUUUGGAUCGGACCGGCGAAGAGAAACAGCGAGAUCCCCGCUACGAUCCAGGACGACAUGUCUUCAGCGCUUGCUAUGACUCUCAGUACAGGCCAGGUAGAUGCCAAAGUGUCUCCGAACAUCCGGCAACACCAGUACGAACGAGUGAUUGGUCCUAUUGCUUUUCAUCCUGCUAGCGUUAUCUUCGAGACUGCGAGCUACUCCGAACUCCUAUCAAAGCCUGCCGUCAAGACACUGGUCUUCGGCGUCAUUGAAGAACUGCUCGAGUUGGCCGAAGCCCAAGGCUGCAAAUUCGGUGCAGAGUACAAGCAGAAAGUAGUCGACGACAUGGUGAAGCAGACAGGGACGGAUAGCAUCAUGUGGCAAGACUAUCAGGCUCGGCGGCCGAUGGAAGUCGAAACCUACCUCGGUUCUCCUAUAAAGCUGGCAAAGGAGGCCAACGUCAAGGUCCCCCGGAUCGAAACUUUAUAUGCGAUGCUACAUCACAUGAACGUGGUCAAUCGAAACAGGCCGAAGGUGGACACUGUGGCAGCAGCUGGACCACCGCCUCCAUCUGGCUCGCCCACAUCUAUGGCCUUCCCAUCACCAAUGCCCCGCAUGUCGAUGCAACCACCACCUCGCGGCAUGCCACCCAACGGCAUUCCCAAUGGUAACGGUAUGCCUGGCCGGCCACGGCCCCGAGGCUCUUCGCAGCUAGGACCUUCUCCUGGCAUGCGUCGUCCUUCGUCGAAUGCUGGGCCGCCUAACGGAUAUGGUCGACCGCCGAUGAAUGGGCCGAACGGGCAUCCUCGCCAGCCAUCCAGGCGCGGAUCGAUGGAUGGCGCCGAUUUGGAGGAAUUCAGCCACCUUGUGGUUUAUGACGAUAUCCCUGAAGGAGGCGAGGGGCACUCCGAUCCAGCUGACUUGACAACCAGAGAACGCGAGCUGCAGUUACGGCAGCGUGAGCUCGCUUUAAGGGAACAAGAGAUGAGGAUGAGACGAGGCCCAGGCCCAGGCCCAGGCCCAAUGGGACCGCCAAUGGGACCGCCAAUGGGGAGACGCGGACCUCCGCCAAGAAUGAUGAAUGGCGGGCCUGGAGGGGUGUAUGAUGAUGACGACGACGACGAAGGUGACUUUUUUGAUCCCAACUCAGGCCCGCCGGUACCCAUGAUCGAUCCCGACAACUUCGACAUGAUGAGCGUCACUUCCCGAAAGAACAGGCAACAUGGGCAUAAACCCUCAGCUGCUCAAUUCCGCAAGAACCCAGAAUUCGACACUCUACCUCCUUCCAGGGGAGGUCGCUUCCGACCGAACUUCGGCCGGAACCGCUCGAGUCAGAUCGGCCCCCAGGGAGCCAGUCUGCGCGAAAACCUGCUAGAGGACCCUCUGAUGGGUCUCACGUCCAACAGAUACGGUGCCGUUGACCGAAGUGCGAUGCAACAGGAAUCGAGGGCGAAUUCAAUCACGUCUCAGCGUAUGGACGAUAUGGGUUGGGGUCCUGGUGGAGGUGGGCCAAUGGCAAUGGGUGGACCGAUGGCCAUGGGUAUGAACGGAGCAUUUCCUCGACGAGCGAGUCAAUCACCUGGAUAUGCACCGUCUAUGAGAGGAGGCAAUGGCAGGCCCUCACCGCCUAACGGACUCGGCGGUCCUGGCGUAAACGGCAGACCGUCCCCGCCGAAUGGCGUCCGUCAGCCGACGCCGCAGUAUCCUCCGGGCCAGGGCAAUACUGUUGCACCGCAACAAGUCGAACAGCACGCUGGGGUGAGCAACCUGAACCCGCCCAACAAGGGCAAGAAUGUGCCUAGUCUGACCGGGAGUGCGAGCGCCAGCGCGGGCAGUGGUGAAUCCACCAACCUCGACACGCCAUCUGCACAUAGCAGCCAAAGUAGCCUCGGGGCCCGCCCUACAAUUGCAGCACGCUAG